AUGUCUAAUGAAAAUAAAAACGACGAAAUUCUUCGACAAAUAUUAGACGACCGAAGUUAUUCUUCCUUCGGAAAUUUAAAGCAUUUAAACAAAGAUAAAUUUUUAAAAUUACAAGAUAUGAUUCUAGAAUAUUACAAUACUGAACAUAAGAGAAUAUCUUACUGCGAAUAUUUAAAUAUUAUAAACAAAUUAGAAGAAUUAACUUAUAAAUCUGAGAUUAGAUUUAAAAGAAAAAAUGAUAUGUUCGAUUUAAGUGAUAUUGAAUAA
Molecule: messenger RNA, 267 nt
Organism: Vairimorpha ceranae
Lineage: Eukaryota; Fungi; Microsporidia; Nosematidae
Product: cell apoptosis-related protein
Exons: 1
Coding region: 1-267 (88 amino acids)
Source: RefSeq, a predicted model, not a curated record